AGAUUUUGAACCCAAUCCAAUCCAAUCCAAUCCAAUCCGGUCUCUGCAGAACUGCUUCGUCUCCAACGCCAGAAACACGAAAACCCUUUUUUGCCUCUCUCUGUCUCUGGCUCUGUUUCUCGGAGAAGAAACAUUUAGGGCUUGAUUGAUCCGAGUUCUUGAUUCCUGAACAUCCAAAACCGUACCCAAAUUCCCAAUUCAAUACGCUGUCCAAUUAUCACAAGCACUUCUGAAGCAAACCCUAAUUGAGCCCUAAGAACCCCAACAGGCUGGUUUAUUAGUCUCGUGUGGAAAACAAAAGGGAUUGAAGAGAGAUGAGCAGAAGCCGAAAUGAGUAGGCUUUCAUUCAGACCUCGCCCUCUUGAUAUUCACAAGAAGCUUCCCAUUGUCAAGUCUGUUAAGGACUUCGAAGACGAUGACACCCCAACUUCUACUCGCAAUUCUCAGCUUCUGCGUCUCGCCGCCGAUGCCGCCAUUGAAACUGAGGUGCCCCAAACCCCCACCAACAAGAAACUCGCUCCUGAAAUACCAACUCCUCAGUUUGUUAUUGUUGACACUUAUGAGCGCGACUAUUCUCGCACUUUUGCCCAACCCAAUUCGUACCUUCGCGCAAGAGGAGCUCGGGCCGAGCUCGGAGAGUUUGUGGAGUAUGACCUAGACAAUGAGGAUGAGGACUGGCUCUACGAGUUCAACAAAGAAAAGAAUAUUCUUGCUCCUGACAAGCUUGAGAGUAUUAUUUUUAAGUUGGAGGUUUUGGAUCAUAAGGCGCGAGAAAGAGCAGGAGUUAUAACUCCUACACUUGCUUCACCAAUCCCUGUACUUCUACAACAUGAUGUUGCUAGUGAGGCUCUCCAACCUCAGUCCCUCAGAUAUGCUGUUAUCCAAUCUAUUUAUAAUUAUUGGAAAGAGAAGCGUGAACGAUGGCAGAAGCCUAUUUUGCGGCGUUUGCAGCCUCCUCCACCGGUUAAUGACACCAACCCAUACAAUGUCUUUAGGCCAAGGGAGAAAACCCACAGACUGCACACAAGAAGGAUGCAAAGAAGGGAAAACAAUGUGCAGUCAUUUGAAAAGCUUCGUCAGGUCAGACGCAACCUGGACCAAGCCAAGACCAUACUGGAGGCUUUAAUCAAGAGAGAAGAGAAAAAGAGGGAAGUCAUGGAGAUUGAAGUUAGUCUUCAAAUAAUCCAAAUGAAGUACAAGCAUGAAACUGAGCUCCUGGAAGAUAGCUUGGCCCUUCCUGGAUUUCCACCUGUAUCUUGCAAAUUUGGUUCAAGUGAGGAUGAAUUUGUUGAUUCAGAUGAUGUUGCAAACAGUCGGCCCCGCACACGACCUUCUGCAAUACAGAAUCCGCCUUUAACUGACUCCAAUAUGGUUAUGGUUCCUACAGGAACCAUGAAGCAAGAGUUUAGACGGCGGCAUGCGCCACAAGGGUGGCUUCAUAAAAUGGAUCCUCUUGAACCAGUUUUGUUAUUUACAAGACCUCUAGUUCCAGAGAAGUUGGCAGCUGCAGGCAUUGUUCCACCAUCAGAUUCUUCAACGCAAAAGGGAGUACCAACACCACCUUAUAAAUUUCGAGGAAGAAUUGGCAGAGGAGGCCGAUUGGUAUUUGACAGAUGGAACCCCUUGAUGCAUACUCCAAUUGACUGUGGGAAUUCUUUUUAUAUACCACCUAAACCUCGACCUACAACAUACAAUUGAUUUUCAUGCCUCUCGUGUUUCGUCUUCCAGUUGUGGCAGACUACUCACUGGAAAGAGGUGCAAUUAACUAUUUGGAAGACAUUGAGGAGGGUUCCUGGGUAAACUGUGUGGUUGUGUUAGCCUUCUCUUACGCCAGGAUAUGGGUAUCCAUGGAAGCCUGCCAUUCUUGUAAUUUUGACUAGAGAUCAAGGGUACUUAUGGAAGGGAAGGAGGGUUGAUGUAUCGAAUUUUCCUACUGUUAAUGCUUGUUAAAAUUGUAUUCAUCUGCCCUGCUCUUCCCCAUGUACAAAGCAACUCUAAAAUUCUUGAGAGGCAGAUCCAAUGUCUCAUUUCCCUUUACCAAUCUUCUUCGGCAACAGAGUGAUGAAUGUUUGGCAAAAUACCUCCAUUAGCAGUAGUAAGAGUCCCCAGAAGCAUGGGAACAGAGCUACAAAAGCAGUCAUUAAUCAGUUCAAGUCCUACUAACAGGGAUAGUGUAAGAACAAAGUGCAAAAAGCAAGACAAGGCUGGGUGGGUGAAGGCAAGCAAAUGUGAAAGCAAUGAACUUUAAAUUUACAUCAAGCAUGCAUUUGCAAACACCCAUUGUCAAAUUCAUGUCAAUCUGCAAAUUUAGAGUAAUUUGAAAGCAAAAUCCCAAAGGUCAAUGAAUCUGAUAAAGAUCAAUGCAAUCUGUCUGCAAUCGCCUUUAAGCUGCAGUUAAACAUUACAUAACUCAUCACUCAGCACAGCAUAACACGAGGAACAAAUUUUCACACAUGAGAAGUGAAAACCAAGCUGGCACACCAUUGUUAGCAUGAACUGGUACUCUCAGAGCUACUUUACAACCUCGGUGGCCAAAACGACGCUCCUCGCUUCUCCCCCGAAUCUGGGCUCACUGGAUACAUUUCUGCAGAGUCGAAGAAAUUGAUGCUGGCCUGGAAAGCUUGGUCGAGGCCGGAAACAUGUUUUGCUCCCCGAAAGUCAUUGUCCCUGCGAAGAACGAAUUUAUAUUUGAGGAUUAGAGGGAGAGGCACAGCUAUUGCUUCGCCUGAAUGGAUUUUCUAGGAUCAACAAUAAAAUCAUAUCCAAGCCACCAUUUUCGUUAAUUGAAUACUUCCUUCCUUCCUCGGAACUCCUACAUUCUGUCAAUGACAACAUGUAUGCAAAAGUUUUUCUU
Prunus dulcis (almond) is the source of this 2854-nucleotide messenger RNA. RefSeq lists its product as uncharacterized. NCBI's taxonomy places the organism in Eukaryota, Viridiplantae, Streptophyta, Magnoliopsida, Rosales, Rosaceae. Bases 331 to 1698 code for a protein of 455 amino acids. The transcript has 11 exons. Gene Ontology annotation, cellular component: piccolo histone acetyltransferase complex. Gene Ontology annotation, biological process: regulation of transcription by RNA polymerase II. The record is from RefSeq and is a predicted model, not a curated record.